This is a messenger RNA of Cordyceps militaris CM01, 858 nucleotides long. Its product is annotated as LysM domain protein, putative. The transcript is spliced from 2 exons. The coding region runs from base 1 to 858 and encodes 285 amino acids. NCBI's taxonomy places the organism in Eukaryota, Fungi, Ascomycota, Sordariomycetes, Hypocreales, Cordycipitaceae. The record is from RefSeq and is a predicted model, not a curated record.
AUGAAGAUCUCAACAUAUGCGGCCCUGGCCUGCGUUUCUGGCGCUGCAGCCAACGUGACUCGCGUUCCGCAUCAGCUUGCUAGUGAGCCAGGCGGGACAGCACCGCCGGGUACAACUAACCAAUGCACUUUCUGGUACGAACCAGUGAAGGGCGAUACUUGUGCUUCCAUUGAGUCUGACUGGGGCUUGGCACACAAAGACUUUGUUGCCUGGAAUCCCUCUGUCAAGGAUGAUUGCAGCGGCCUCAAGGUCGGCUACUCAUACUGCAUUGAGGUGAACAAUGGCGGCAGCAUCACGACUCCUCCCCCUACAUCGUCGACAACAACAACUUCCACGUCUACAUCUCCACCACCGCAAGUCCCUUCGCCUCACCAGGAUGGCAUCAAGACAGACUGCAAGACUUACUACAUGGCUGUCAACGGCGACACCUGUGCCAGCGUGACCGGCAAGUACGGCCUCAGCCUGAGCCAGUUUAUGCAAUGGAACCCGGCUGUGGACCAGAACUGCAACGGCUUUUGGGCGAGCUACUACUACUGCGUCGUCGUUGACGGCGUUACGCCGACUACCACGUCUUCCUCGUCGCCAUCGGGUUCUCCGGCUCCCAGCCCUACGCAGAGUGGCCUAAUCGCUUCGUGCCAGAGGUUCUACAUCGCGAAAGCUGGGGAUACUUGUGGCGAGAUUGUCGACAGCUACGGCACCUUUUCUCUCGACGAUUUCAUCAAGUGGAAUCCAGCCGUGGGCAAGGACUGCGGGGGGUUGUGGGCAGCCUAUUACUACUGCGUUGGUGUUCCUGGCACUCCCACCUCUACGCCGUCCACGUCCAGCACACCGACAUCGACUGAGCCGGCCAAUGGGUAA